Molecule: messenger RNA, 249 nt
Organism: Anisakis simplex (herring worm)
Lineage: Eukaryota; Metazoa; Nematoda; Chromadorea; Rhabditida; Anisakidae
Source: the annotation of a GenBank genome assembly
GCUAAAGUGAACUACGUUGUUCGUCAGCUGAGUGCAGGCCUACCGGUGGAUGUAAUAGCAAUGCUCGGGGGGUUACCUUUUUGUGCCAGAUCAUUCGACGACGCUAAAGAGGGAUCAUCUACUGCAGCCGCUGGAGGUGAACAACAAAUAGCAACUGAUAAGGAUGCCGUUAGGUUAAGAAAAGAGGAAGUAACGGUCUGGAUGAAUGCAACGAGUAUAUUGAGUUUACGCAGCUCGAUACUGGAGUGA